AACAGUGCUAAUGACAAUUAUGACAAAGAGAAAGAAGAAUAUUAUGGGCUUACCGUAAGUUCUAAUGGUGAUGUAGGAUGGUUCUACCCCACAAUAUUCAAGAGUUCAUGUACCAUUGACGUCACCUAUUUUCCGUUUGAUGAUCAGGUAGGGGAAAAUGUUUAAAAUAUCAUUUCAUUCAAAAAGUAAGGUCGGGCUACCUCAAACUUUAUCGGGCUUAUUCCAACUCGUUCAAUUCCUCAAAUGCUGGCACAUUUUUCUGAAGUUGAAUUCUAAAAGACUGGAUAAAAAGAAAAAGAAAGUCGUUGCCAUAUGUUCACGUCUAGACUACGAGUUGUCCCCCAUUUUUCCGCAGGGAUAGUAGAGCGAGCGAAACGGGAGCGCGCGUGCAAUUCACCCCACGCGAGAAAGGCGAGACGCAGUGGACCUUUUCUCGCGUGGGGUGAUUUUCAAGCGCGCUCGCCUUUCGCUCGCUCUACUAUCCCUGACGACAAAUGGGGGGAAACUCGUGGUCUAGUUCACGUCCUCAACAAAACGUGAAAUUAGGUACUUUCACGUUGUAGUCGUGCCGCGAUUACAAAGAAACAAAAAAGCGUAAUGCACGGGCAAAGUUGUUGUUUUGCCGAUCCAAACCUGUUAUUCUUUUGCCGUUCUCGUUGGCGUCGCCGUCUUUGUUGCCUAAGCUCCCCAUUGUUUUUCCCCUGCAGGGAGUUGAUUGGGAAUUCCUCACCACCAAACAUGACAGAAGGUCCUUUAGGCUAUCUCCAAGACACUAUAAAGGGACAUGGUAGUCAAGUCCAUGAGUAACAUUAAAGAAAAAGAGUCACUUCAUUUUUUUUGGUUUUGUGCAAAGUGCAGCAAAAUCCAUUAAUUAACUUGCUUCUCUUUUCAGAAAUGCAUUCUGAAGUUUGGGUCAUGGUCCUAUCAUGGCUUGAGUCUGGAUAUAUUUCACAAAGGUCCUGGAGAUACUGCAUCAUUCACUGAUAAUGGCGAAUGGAUACUGGUUGGGAUGCCUGUUACAAAAUUCAUUACCAAAUACCGCUGCUGUCCUGAGCCCUAUCCAUUUAUAACUUACAAUAUCGUCAUUCGUCGUCGUACCAUGUAUUAUAUCUUAAACUUUUUGACUCCGUGCGUACUCAUGUCAGCAUUAACAAUCCUUGGUUUCUUUCUCCCGGUUGAGUCUGGCGAAAGAAUGAAUGUGGGUGUAACUGUAUUACUAUCGUUAACUGUUAUACUUUUGUUACUAGCCGAAGAACUUCCAGCCACUUCCGAAGUUGUUCCGUUGAUCUCCCGAUAUUAUACCUUGACGAUGGUGAAUGUUUUUGUGUCCAUUGUUUUUACUUGCGUCGUUCUCACGUUUCAUCACCACUCUCCAACACCGCUACCGGCCUGGGUACGACUGUUCAUCUGCCAGUGGUGUGCAAACGUCUUACGUGUAAAGAGAAACGGCAAGAAAACCAACGAGUCUUGCACUUCGGCAAAGAAAUUUCUAAAAAAUCGUAACAUGAGAAGACAUUCACUGGGCGAGCGUCUUUAUAAUGGCGAUAGCACAGAGCCAGUUACUACUAACCCAUUUGUCAGUGACAAAAAUCAUGCUAACGGUACACAUCAGCUUGAAACGGAUUCAAACACACCCAUUCAAUUACAAACCUUAGGUGAUCAAAACCUUCGAAAGCGACUUAGUCAAGCCUCCAAACAGUCAGAGGCUCUGGAUAUUCUUGUGCAAAGGACUAAGAAAGAUGAAGAGAAGGAGCACUUUCAGCAAGAAUGGCGUUUUGCUGCUCGGGUGCUGAAUCGAUUGUUCAUGUGGAUUGUUCUGAUCUUAGUUGUGUUUAACUGUCUGGUAGUGUUAUUCUCGGCUCCAAGAGAAAACCUCGACUGAAUUCACUUCGUGUGUACGUAUAUGGACCCACCCUCGUCGGUCAUGAGACUGGUGGUGUCGGUCAGACAAAGCUGUCUUUCGUUCUGUUGUUAUUAAUGUCGUUUAAAAGUUAGACUGCAAAACAGUCGGUUUUUUUCUCAAAAUCAGUAAAGAAAUCGGUUAAGCGUGGCGUAAGAGUCUUAAGCGCGAAGCGCGCUAGCGAGAGAAAAAAAACCGACUCUCCCCAGUGUCGCUCUCUGUUUUCAGCUUUGUUCCAGACUUUUCGUUUGACUGCUCGCGCUUACUUGAAUACGCAAAAAUACGAAUGUUUUGCAGUCUAUUUAAAAGUACGUUACGUUUAACAACUUCAAGUUUUGAAUCAAAUGCGGAUCUCCUACAGGAGUGGAAAGGUAGAAGAUCCUCUUCUAAAAGAUAGAGCUCGACUAACCGAUUUAUGUUCAAAAUUUCGAUCUGUGCAUAAAAUGACUAAAAUUCGUUGUUUCGUAAUAUAAUUAUAUCGUCGGUUCUUUUGUUUACUACAAAAGUGCCUGUGAGGUGGCAUCCCUUGUGUGUAACUAAUUGCUUGUGCAUAUGAACUGUAAACAUGAAGUAUGGGGCUAUAAGAGUGUGACACUGCAAAAGUACUGAGAGUCCAAAAUAAACACGAAGCGUUUUCAAUUGAUGUAAGAUGUAAAAUGUUAAUAAAACAUAUAAGUGAAAAGGUAACAAAACUGAUAAUGAUUAGAAGACCUACGGACUUCUAACUGGAAAACCUUCAAAUCGACCGUGCAAAGUUACAUACACAUUACUCAUUAUAUGAUUAUAUACUGACAAGAGACUAGUCUCUUGAUACUGACGAAUUAACAAUGUAAAUCAAGAGGAACAUAAAUGGCCGUUGUAAUAUUAUCUCUACUGAGAUUCAUGAUUGGUAUAAUAUAAAUGGUAGAGAUCAAAUAAGAGGGUCUUUGUUUGCGUUCAAGCAUUCUUAUUCUGGUGCUUCCAUCAAAUUAACGUGCUUCAAUGCUGAAUUCAAAGGCAACAGAUGUUGCAAAGUUUAGCAUAUUCACAGCAGCAGAUUUCCAGGUCUUACCAUGUCAAGUUUAUAGAGUGAAGGCAGUGAACGCCCCAGUACGGCCAGUAUUUUUGUCAUUUCUGAUCCCAGUUUUAGACCUGUUGCCUAAACGUUUAUUAAAGCUUUUACUCCUAUAGGUGCUUUGCAAAGAGUUACACGUUUUUGCAAAUACCAAAGGAACCAAUAACGUGACUAAAGAGAUUUCAUAUGAAUGUUACAUCACAAGAUUUCCUCCGCAGACUCAAUAGUUCAAACUCCGUACGGUGAAAGUAGUACUGCUGCUAAAAAGAUUUAAAUCAAUUGGAAUCGUCGCACCAUAGGAAUCCAUCCACAAACUAACAGUCAAAAGUUAGAGCUAAUCACCUUAGCUGUUCUCCUUUUAUCCAUUGAACCUGGGGUAAAGGAGUUAAAAAGGAAAGGCGUUAUAAACAGCAACUGUUAAUUGUAAUUAUACUCACUGAUUCAUCCAGUCGUGCGUCGAAAAAGCAGACUUGAUUACAAACCCUUUGAUCAAAAACUGAUGUAAAAUAGUGUAAGACGUAUAGGAAAAGUUAUACCGAAUAUAUCAUAAAUAAAAUGAAUUAUUAUUAUUAUGAAAGGUAAAUAAAGAUAAAUAUUAAAGAAAGCGAUUUGCUUUAAUUGAAUGUUGAUGAAGUGAACUUUAUGGUCAAUCGGAAACACAAACUAACUCUCCUGCUUUGUGCUUUAUAAAUGAUCAUCCUUCAAGAAUUUUCCUGUUUAUUUCAAUUAAUUUCAGCCUAAAUUUGACACUUUUUAGGCGUAAUGGCGGAAAAAAUGAAUCACGGCGUCAAUACCAUUCUUGAGAGCGCUUUAUACUUACACAAAGAAAAAUGGUUGUUUCGUACGUUCACUCUCGCCACCGCCCCCCUCGAACCGCUGAGUAUUUUCUAGUACCCAUGCUCCGGCUUGCGAUAAAAAUGGUACACUGUUCAUUUUGACAAGGGAAAUUCAAUAUGCUAUAAAAUAACUAACGGGCACAUCUGGUGAUUAUAUAAGAAACAUUAACUGCAGGUAAGCUAUUGAAAUUGGGGUGUGGAUAUCGUUCUUUAUCCUACGUUACAUGUUAUUAAGCCACUGUCGUGAUGUCACGUGACGCUAGAAACAGAUAUAUUUUUACGUAUAAGAAUUAAGUGAUACUUGAGCAUUUAGUGUAAAUUGGCCAGCUUCCCCCUCUUCAAACUUUCAGCCACAAUUCACCCUAUAAAACAAAUCCCUUUGGAAUAGUACGAACGAUAAAAUAUAUUGCUUCCAUAUAUACUUCGUAUGGCUGAUACCAUUCACGCCGUUUUCUUAUUGAAAUGUUUGAAACAAGUGAUUCUAAUAAAGCUUGAAAAAUUCACGUUGCCCGACUGCCAAGUUUUCCAUUUAUUUUCUCCUCAUAUUUAUUUCACACUGCGGGGUAUCUUGUUUUGAUUCUUGCAACAGCAGGUUUAAAUAAAAUUUACCACUUCCACCCUAACACAACAAAAAACGGUAAAAAAAAAAAUGAAAACGUCGUUCAAGUGAACAUUUUUUUUGUUGUUUGAACACAUAGAGUGAAUGAAAAACGAUGAUUUAACAUUACUAUUAGAGUUCUGACUAAUCUAAAUUUUUCGGCAUUUUCAGAAUCGUUUUCUUGUUGUGCGUUAAUUAGGUUUCUCAGCAUGCUGUACAAAAUUUCAACCCAGUUUCAUCUUCUGCAAAGUAAGUACCUAACUAAAUUCAUUCACAGUUUACCAAAACUGCCAAACGCAUCUUUGAUGAAACUUGAACAGAGCUGAUUUAGUGACUGUAGCGUUUGAUUCGUCUUCCGUAUAUAUAGAAGGGAAAAUUAGGCAGAUUACCUAAUCAAUAAAAUAAUUAUGACUUCUCGCUUGGCGGCUCACAAAAAAAAUUUAAAAAAGCCGGCAAAGAAGUUCUCUUGUGAAAAUGAAUCACUGCGACCAAAUAACGAGAGACUGCGAAGUUAUUGAAAAUUUAUCACUCAGCUGUGUGUUUUUUUUUUAUGAAAUUCCGGGCCUGUGAUAAUUAGACAAGCCAAAACUCUCUAGCCACCUGUAAGCGUGUCAGCCAAUGAUAUCAGUGCAGAGUAUUCGCGCAUACACUCCUCAUGCAGCGCUAUUUAGAUUAUCAGUAAAAGACAUCCCGAUAUUUCUGUUAAACUAACCCUGUCGUUUACCCGCAAUCGUUCGGACCAGGUUGCGAAGGCUUAGUAUGUUAUUUAUGUUAAAUGUCGGAUUCUAUUGAAAGAAAUGGCAAGUUACAUGCCUGCACUUCUCUGCGAUAUAAUGAGAAUUUUGUUACUCUUGCUGAUUCUUUUCUUAAAUUCAAGUGAAGGUAAGGAUUUUUCAGUUGGUUUUGUGUUCUGAGUUUAGUGUCAUGUCAAACAUUUAUGAAUCUGCUUCUGAAAUUAGAAUUGACCCUAAAAGUAAUGUCGCACUGGGAUUAAACUGUUGGCUUAAAGCACCUUCCAGGCAAAUUCGCAGUUUACGUGUUCGAUUAGUGUUUUAAAAAUAUAUUCAGAUUGAAUUGCACCGUUUUAAAUAUCAAUACAAGCUUAUUAUCAAAUAUCUGUCUGUGCGACAAAAAAUUCUUCACUUCUACCGCGAGUCAAAAUAAAAUUAGCUAAUAUAAGUAUUCAUCAGAGACUAUCUAAGCCUUUAAAAUAAAAUUGUUUUUCGCCAUAAAACCCAAACAUAGUAAAAACCUACGGUCACUAGAUGAAUCACCUAUUAGACCUUUGACGGAGACCGGUUAGGAUUAUCAAAUGACGGCAAAAAUAUGGUUCGUCUCAGUAUAGGUGCAAUGAUUAAUUUAAGCCGUCUUCAAUAUUCUUCCCGUAACUAUACUGACAUUUAGAUGUCGGAAAUUUAAUCGUGAGUCUGAACUGAGAUAAGCAUGAGAAAACUAUCAAUUUUUUGCCCAUUUUUUAUUUAGUAUUUAUUAGACAGGGGUUACACGCGUUUUUAUCAUCCGACUUGUAAGUCUCCCUCUAUUUGCAUGUGAAUUUAGCUUUUUUCUCCCUUUUACUCCCAAUUAUUAAAAGCUGAGUGCGUUCUUAGAUUAACUUAUGCGUCCACGCCAAACAUUUAGGGACAUCUUAAAGUUCUCGAUCGCGAAUCAACCUGGUAGAGUACCCUAAGGCUAAGCCCUCUCUUGCACAAUUAAGCUCGUAAUCUGAAUGGCUAUUAAAACAUAGACUGCACCAAGGAAAUAAGAAAUGAUCUACUCUCUUAGUAAUUUUCACAAACUCUCCCUUAAUCCGACCGCCAUCGCUAAGGAACAAACAAUUCAGAGUUACACAUGUGACAAGAUUAUCACGUGACAAAUCAUGUGACCACAAUUAGCUAAACCAAUUUUGAUUCCAAAAACGUGUCAUUUUGAAUCUUCUACUUAACUAUCCAACUGGCCUCAAUUGUAAAAAAGGUGUCAUGAUAACGCUUCCUACUGGACAAAUAUCUAUUCAUUGAAAAGCGUAAUUGGUUUUCCCAAAGGAUAGUGAUUUAUCAGUUAAAUUGCGCUAUGUAGCGUUUGAACAUCCGAUCCUUGGCCUGGAUCCAUGGAUUGGAUUGUGUAACCAUACAGGUUUAUUUGUUUGUUUUUUGCUUGUUUUUUGUCCACUGACAGAGUUUAACAUUUGAUUUCAGGCGUCCCGAGCUCUCAUAUCGUUCAAGAGCUCGAGUACGAUUUAUUUCACUCCUACGACAAAAGUGUGCUUCCCAAAACAACUUUAGAGAAGGGUGUUGUAGUCACAUUGGAUUUGGCGUUGAACCAGAUCAUAGAUGUGGUAAGUAGUUUAAAAGCUAUCAUUGAUAUCAACUGAUUGAGGUCAUAUGAGGGCUUGCCAUUCCGUACUUGUAGAGCCUCAUUAGUAAGUGAUGUUUACCAAUACGGUCCACAAUUUAGAGUUGGUGAAGGAUUCAAUCAAUCCAAAUUAUCCCGGGAGCCAAAGGGCAUCCGAUCGAAACUCCUGUACUUGGGCCACUGAGCAUUGUCUCUAACCAAACUAACGUUAUUUAUAGAGCCGUUGACACCAUGACAGUUCUACAAACCAGGUCUCCAACAAACUUGAGACACUUUCCAGAUCGAAUUGGAAUUGGAAUUGUUGCUUUUACCCCCCGUGUAAAGGAAUCCAGAUUGCGGAAUCUGGGAAAUUUUUACUUGUGGAAUCCGGAAUACCCACAAGGAGUCCAGAAUCCCUAUAACAACGAUUGGAAUACAGAAUCCAAGUUCCACCAACAAAUAUUGGAAUCCAGUACCUUGGAAUCCGGAAUCCACGGCGUGGAAUCCAGAAUCCAAGACUGUCCUGGAUUUCCUUAUAUGGGGCAAUGCUUUUGGUUUAGAGGAGAAAACAGGAAUACCAGUAAGAAAUACCUCUCGGCCGAGCAAUGAACAGAACCCUCAACACACUCAACUCCGAGUAACUAUAUAGCGUACGCUGAGACUCGAACCCAGGCCACAUUGGUGGGAGGAGUCAAGAGCUAAUCGUCAUCACUGACUGCGUCAUCUCAGCUGGUUCCUAAAACUGAAUUCAUUAAACUAAGCUGCAACUUUUUUUUCAACCAUUGCAGAACAAGCGAGCUCAAACAAUGACUGCUGUAAUUUGGGUGCGGCAGGUAAUAAAGAAAUACGCCAAAUUUGGUUUAUCAACUGAGUUUUCUGAGUCACCGUCAGAGCAAAGGCCUAGCAAUCAAACGUCACUUUCUCAGUUUAUUUCAGUGGGAAAUAUAUUGACUUUUAUGAAAUCAGUUGAUAAAUCCAAAUUAUGUGUUUCAAUCACCUAUACUACCGACGUAGUACCAUAGUACAUGCUCUUUCCUAGUUUAACAGAUCUUUAAAUAAAAUAGUUGUUUCCCUUUUAACUCCUCACAGAGAUUAAAGGAAAAACUUCAGAUGCAUAAAAUCAGAUUUCUUCAUGUAAAAUACAAAGAGUUAAAUAGUACUUAAUGCAACCGUUUAGUUGAAAUGGGUUGAUCUCAAUAGUAACACCAUAGCUUGGACUUUGGCUUUGGUUCUACUAGGCUUUCAGAUUCGACGGGAGCAGACUCCACCCCUAUAUUUGUUGAUUAAGGGGGAAAUUUCACCUAGACUACGAGGAAAGCUUUCCAAUAAUUAGUAAAGGAGAAAGCAAGGGUGAACGUAAACAAAUAUCAGCCUCUUUGUCCACUGAUUAAACUUAAACAGGACAUCUCCAGGUUCAAAUCUUUGUUGAUGCAACAUAACAGUCCGCUUAUUGACUGUAAAUGUUUUAUCCAUGAAUCUAUAGUAUUGGAGUGACCACAGACUUAAGUGGAAUGCUUCUGAUUAUGAUGACGUGACAUCUAUUGUGACUCAAGCCAGUCAUUUAUGGCUUCCGGACAUAACUCUUUACAACAAGUAUGUAUAGAACACGUGCUUCUUAAGGUGAUUAUAAAUAACUAAAAUGGGUCAGUUCAAUGAGCUUUUUCAACUUGUUAUCAGUACCUAUGUUGCUAACAAGAGAAUUCCAGGCAAAUUUUGUUGUGAAGGCUGAUGUUUUUCUCGUGUUUCAUGGCUUGAAAAAAAUGAUCUUGUCAAGGUUUGUUAAACCAUAGUCCUGUUUUUAUUGUUGCCGUUGUUGUUUCUGUUGUUUAAUUCUUGUUUUCUUCGAUACUCGACGGUUGGAAACCAAAUCUCUCCGUUUUACUAGUGACGAUGGAGUUGAGAAUAUUGCAAAUAUUGAUCCCUUUUUCGAUGCUAUGAGUAGAUUUGCAAAAAGCAUUGUGAAUCCAAAGCUACUGUGGGGAACACCCUGCUAUGAGUAGAUUUGCAAAAAGCAUUGCGAAUCCAAAGCUACUGUGGGGAACACCCUGCUAAUAGGUAACUUUGGAUACAACUGUUAAGGGCGGCGUUUUAUUUGAGGGGGGAAUUAAAUUUAUCAUCAUGUAAAGACUGAGAACUGUCUUAUAUUUUACACUUAAUAAAUUUUCUUGGGAGUAGUUAAUUCUGUCGCUUGUUUUCGUCUAGUGCAAAGGAUGAUUAUAAUAUCGACAAGGAGUCUUACCACAGUCUGACGAUAUCCUCUGAUGGAAACAUCUCACGAUUCUUUCCGACUAUUUACAAAUCUUCUUGCAAACUGGAUGUCACCAAUUUUCCUUUUGAUGAUCAGGUAACCCACCAAAUCAGUACUGAACAGGAGCUCUAAGAAAUUUAGGGGGCAAUUGGGGGCAAUUGGGGGCAAUUUAAGCAAGCCCGGCCGCCCGGUUAGCUCAGUUGGGAGAGCACCGGUCUGCUGAGCGGGAGGUAGCCAGGUUCACGCCCUUGCAGCACUAGCCUGUGCCAGGCUCUCAGAUAGUAUAGUGAGGACGUAUUAAACGAGCAAAGCAAAAAUAAGACGCGCGCGACUUGGCAAAGGGGGCGGUAGCGGAGGGAAAAAUGGGCCGUCUCUCCUCUUUUGUAUGUAUUUUGCGCGCCCUGGCCAGGACUCUAGAUAUCUGAUAUAGUAGACAGCUUGUUUAUUAUUCUUGUCUCGGUUUUCUUAAUAUAUACAACUUUGGCCUGGCCUCAAAAGUGAACACGAAGAAGAAAAGACGAAGUAGCCAACAGACUUGAAUGCCCUUUAUAGCAAAUCAGCUGAAACUAAUGUCCUGUUUACCUCACACAACUGAACUAGACAAAGCACAUCUGGGUAGUGGUCUCAAUAUUUUAGACUAACAAAGAAUGUUAUGUCAGAAAUUUACUUUCUUAUCGACAUUUCUCUUAGCCUUGACCACCAGUACAGAUCUCAAGGUCGACACGGUCAAGGUUAAUAAAUUUGCAAUUUAAAAAAAACAUGCCUAUACUUAGUACCAUCCCAAGAAAAGCUAGAUUUAGUUUUAUUUGGGAUUGAUUUGAUGAAGUAAAUCGGCAAUCGACAAUGUACCACAGUAUUUUAAGAUGUUAACCGCUUCAUGAAUACGUUGCUUAAAAGGAAAAGGGGGGGAUCCAGGCUCCCGGCCACCUCUGCCUUUGGCCUUUUCCCUUACCUUUUCCCAUUUUUUAAGAAAAAAGUCCUGGUGACGAGGGAGUUGUUUGGAACAAGGCGCGUUAAAAAGCGAAGGACGCGUUCCUUUACACAUCGACUACGUGCUUUAUGGUAGCCAAUUUAUUCUAAUUCAUCCACUGAUUUGAUCAUCACAAUCAGUUUUCACUCCCACACUGACGCCGCUCAACAGAGUUUAGAAACUAACCCCUAUUAUCAUCCAGGCACUUCUUCUUUCAUAGAUCAUAGGGAUAACGGUUAGUAUGAGGGGAUGUGCGCGUCUGCAAUUAAUUUGCUCUCUUGUACUUUCUCAGGUCUGCACACUCAAAUUGGGCUCCUGGGCCUACAAUAUCUAUGAAAUGGAUCUCAAUAGUAAGGGAAACGGCGACAUCAGUUCAUUUAUACCGAACGGAGAAUGGACUCUACAGAGCAUGCCUUCCAGAAGACACGAGACCAAGUUUCGCUGCUGUCCUCAUCCGUACGUGUUCCUCACAUACGACAUACACAUCAAGAGAAGAUCGCUUUAUUAUGUGUUGAACUGUUUCAUGCCCUGUUUGAUUAUGAUGGCAUUGACAAUCCUCUCUUUUUAUUUGCCAUCAGAGACAGGAGAGCGCAUGGGUGUUGGUAUAACCGUGCUGUUGUCGUUAAGUAUCAUACAGCUUAUUUUGUCCGAUUCACUUCCGCCCACGUCCGAAGUGCCGCUGAUCGUAGUAUACUACGGGCUCACUAUGCUAAACAUUUUUAUGUCGCUAGUUUUCUCGUGUAUUGUUCUUACGUUAUUCCACCAGUCUCCAUACCCAUUACCUCACUGGGUCAGGCUUUUCGUAUGCCACUGGGGCUCCAAACCCCUGCGAUUGCACAAUGAAUGGAAUCAAAUUAAAGAGAAGAGAAAACAACUGGAAAGAAAAUUAAAAUCUGCUUCCAAUACAAUGGCAUUUGAGUGUGCAGUCAACUGGAUACCAGAAAUGUCGCUGCCUUCCCACGGGCCCACUGCCACUUUGCUAAACAGCCACGAAUCCCGUGACAAAUUUAGUGACCAUAAAAAUGACUGUACACUGACGAAAAAAUUACUGGAGGAGGAACUAGAGAACGCACUUCGAGAGGAAUGGAAAUUUGCCUCGCGCGUGAUCAAUAAAUAUUUCAUGUGGAUUAUUAUAUCUGCGAUCACAAGCAACGCUUUGUACGUCAUUCUUAUGGCGCCCAGUGGUAAUCUUCUAUGA
Molecule: messenger RNA, 11132 nt
Organism: Porites evermanni
Lineage: Eukaryota; Metazoa; Cnidaria; Anthozoa; Scleractinia; Poritidae
Source: the annotation of a GenBank genome assembly